Molecule: messenger RNA, 683 nt
Organism: Pan troglodytes (chimpanzee)
Lineage: Eukaryota; Metazoa; Chordata; Mammalia; Primates; Hominidae
Gene: TIMM13
Product: translocase of inner mitochondrial membrane 13
Exons: 3
Coding region: 338-625 (95 amino acids)
Source: RefSeq, a predicted model, not a curated record
GGGAAGAGCUGGAGGCAGAGCGUGAGUACAAAGUGAUCGGCCUCGGCCGCACGCAGUAGCCCCCCUACUCCCCGGCCAAGUCAGGGCCGCCCUCUUCCCGCGGAGUCGCAACCACGGGUAGCUCGUGUAGGUAACGGCAGGUCCAGGCCUCCGCAUAAGCGGAGGGCCCCCCGCGCGACCUUGAAUGGCCCGGGCGCGCGCGGUCGUGUGGGAGUUGUAGUCCUCCGUCCCCGUCCGCGCGGACUCCGUUUCCCGUGGUGCCCCGGGCGGCCCGCUUCCGGCGCAGUUAGUUACGGGUCGGCGCACGCGGCCUCGGUCCGGUUGACUUUGCGGAGCCAUGGAGGGCGGCUUCGGCUCCGAUUUCGGGGGCUCCGGCAGCGGGAAGCUGGACCCAGGGCUCAUAAUGGAGCAGGUGAAAGUGCAGAUCGCCGUGGCCAACGCGCAGGAGCUGCUGCAGAGGAUGACGGACAAGUGUUUCCGGAAGUGUAUAGGGAAACCUGGGGGCUCCCUGGACAACUCCGAGCAGAAGUGCAUCGCCAUGUGCAUGGACCGCUACAUGGACGCCUGGAACACCGUGUCUCGCGCCUACAACUCGCGGCUGCAGCGGGAACGAGCCAACAUGUGACCGGCGAGCGCGGGCCACCCCACCCUGUUCAUUUCCAUAAACGUGCUUUGAGAGGCGG